AAUUUCUCACUCUAUGUCUCUCGUAAGUUUGUCUUGCAGUGUGUUUCUCACUCACUCUACCGAUCUUUCUACACCGAGGGGUUGGGGAUGAAUUGAGUUGGAAACUAGCUGCAGUUGCAUUUCUUUUUUGAACCUGAUUGUUACGCCGGGACUACCACUCUGUGUUGAGGAAUUGAUGAUGGUGCGCAAUUGCUGGCUCCGUGGAUGAGUGACGGUGGAUUGUUGUGGUUAAUUGAUGUUUAGCUUUCUCCCUAAACUAGCGCUCCAUGUCGGGAGGAAGCGCGUGGGAAGAGACUGGAAAUUAGUGCGCGUGCAGCUAUCCGGCAUGUUUUGGUUGUGAGUUUGAUUGAUUUGGUGUCGAGGUGACCAUGGCGGAGAGUUGAGGCUGGGGGAUUUGAGUUUUGAGUCCCUGAAAUUGGUGGAAGGAGAAUCGUAGGGAGGAAUUUGAGGGGCGUUUAGGGUUUCAGGGGUUCAAAUUUUGCAGCUGGAGUGGUUGCCGUGGAUGACGCGUAUGUGAAUUACGUGGUGCAUGCGUAAGAUAUCGCUGGAUUGAUGCUGUUGCAUUGUUUCACCUCAAGAAAGCAUCGUGCAGAUGGGGGAUUUGUGUGAUGCGCCCGCGGCACUUUUGUCGGUGUCGAGGCCACUGGAUUGUGGUUGUGGUGUGUUUCACUGCUUGCCCUCCUUCUUUAGAGGAAUUUUUGUGCUGGCGCUUGUGGAGAUUGUGUGUGCAUUUUAUUUCAUCAGCAAAUUGCUGGCAAGAAGAGCAAGCCAUCCGCGCUCCACCUCGUCAUUGGAAUUGAAAAGUGAAGCUGACUCCUUCAAUUUCAGCCUUCAGGGGGCUCUGUGGGUUUCACCGCUUCCUGAAGGAGACUUGAGCAAAGCUGUGUUACUCAAGCCCGGAAAAGACAAGAAGAAAGAGAAGGAAGACAAAGAUGGUUCCAAGGAGAGUGCGAAGCGGGUUGAGGCCACGAGAGAUGUGCCGGAAAUCACUCCUGUGUGGAGGCAUGUCGUUCUGAAGGAUGGAGUUCUGUUUAUGAAGGGAGCUGAUGGUGUUGAAGAACAAAUCUCACUUGAAAGCUGCGAAGUUUUGUCGGUCUCAUCCAGCUCACGUCCAGAUGGGAAAUGGGCAAGAAGGUUUCCUAUCAAGUUGUACCAUACUACUCGCACAAUAUAUCGCCAGUACAAAGGUUGCUUAUUCUAUGCUGAAUCAGGGUAUGAGAAGGAAGCCUGGUGUGAAGUUCUUCGAGCGACCGCUAGGGCAAAGGGCUAUGAUAAGGACUGGUAUUCUAGUGUGAAGAAGGAAUUCUUGGAAUAUACCAGUGCAGCUGAGAAGCACGUGCCUUAUCUGACCAGGUUUCACUCAACAACAAAAAUAAAUCAUCGUGUCGCCAAGCCUACGGAUGAGCAGUCAGAUGACCACAAGCAAUCGGACGAAGGUGUAUCGAAGAAACGUUUGAUUUUGAACAAACUCUUGCGACGUAAUGGUUCAAAGGGAAAAGACGUCAAAGAUUCCAAGGAUGAAGGAAACAGCAGGAAGGGGAAAGGAAAAAGUCUCGUCUCGGAUGACCAUGAGGAUAUCAAAAGUACAUCUAAUGGAAGCCAUUUGAGCAAUGAGAGCCAUACUCGAAGUGAAUCUACAUCUAGUGACAGCGAUGGAGACAAGUCGAUUUUGGCAGUUUCUCAGAAAGACAAUGAAGAAUCUGACGAGGUGCUUCCGUCACCCCUAGUACACGGUCAUGACAAUGUAAGGGAUGAGAAGGAGAUUGACCAAGGACAACUUUGUUUGAACAUGAUCGUAGGCAGACUCUUUUUUGAUUUCUACCACAGCAAAACACGGGUUAAAUGGUUACAAAACCAGUUCCAGAAAUUAAUUUCACGAAUUAAGACACCCAACUACAUCAAAUCCAUUACAAUCAAAGAACUUGAUCUUGGAAAAGAUCCUCCUUUCGCAACAGCACUUCGCAUGCUGCCUGCGGAUGCAGCUGGGGCUUUGGCUUUGGAAGUCGAUCUGGAAUGGCAAGGCGGAUGCUUCAUCACAAUUGAGACCCGAGUCGAUGUGCGGGAUCAAAUUGCACAAGAUAAAAUUGCUUCCCAAAUGGCGGAACCAGGGUCGGCAGGGGCUGCUGCUGCGGCAAUUGUAUCAGGCAUUGGGGAGGACCUUGGGACUCCAGGAUCAUCAGAUACGUCCGAAGUGGUGCAGGCUAGGCAAGCUAGUAUCGCCAAAAACUCUGGAGCAGGUGAUGACAGUAGCAAGAAGGGAGGAUGGAUGAACUCGGUGAAGUCCAUGAUGUCUCGUGUUGCUGUUCAGGUCUCUCAGGUGCCGCUUCUGCUGAAAAUCAGGUUGGUAUCAGUAAAAGGCACUUGCAUUGUAAGCUUGAGAGCACCACCUUCCGAUCGCUUAUGGUUUUCUUUCAAGGAGAUGCCAGAUAUCCAUCUCGAACCCGAGCCAUGUAUUGGUGAUCAUCGUAUCAACAGCGGGCUUUUGGGUAGCUAUAUUGCCAAUCAAAUAAAGGUGCAAAUUCGUGAGCAAGUCGUCAUGCCAUAUUGUCAAGACCUCUUUCUUCACUGGAUGAUGGCUACACAAGACGACUGGCUACCGCAAAGCGCCAUCCCUGUUGCGUUCGCUGCUGUAGAAGUUUCUGAAAAUGAGCGUCAAAUUUCAAAACAGAAUAUUGGUGUACAACCUAAACCGAUUGAAGAGAACAAUAAAAACGGCCAACCAACUCCUUGCACGCCGAGUGUCAAGAAUGAACAGACUGACAACGGACAACACAAUCUUCACACGCGUCAGAUUUCAGUUGCUUCUUCCGGCAGCGCUAGCUAUGGUUCUACUGUCUCGGAAUCGCCCCACAUACAGAGUUCUCCACUUGCACCGCUCAUCACACGGAUGCAAUCUCCUACAAUCCCUACCCCUGAAAGUAGUCUUCGAGAGACUGCAGCAUAUUGGAGCCAAUCACAAUUCAGACAUUCGUUUCCCACUCGCCCACCAGGAGCCUCAACACAUUCAUCAGCAGUUUCGUCAAUACGAGAUGUCGAUCAAUCCGACUUGACAAGACCUUCGCUGAAUCGCAAAGAGAACAGCAAAGACAAAUCUUUGGGUUCGAGUGCCGGUAGUGAAACAGCCUCGGGUGCAUCUGAUAGGGAGACGGCUGAACACUCAGAAGCCUCAUCUUCAAAAAGAGAGACGCAAAAUCCGUCGAACCAGUUCGUCAACCAGGAACAAGCUAAAGCAGAUCAGUCAACAGACUCAGAUUCAAGUGUGGCAGCAGCACGCACCAAGCUCAUUGCACUUAAGAAUAUGGUGGGGACCAAGUUUGACGAAAGCCGCCGCAGCGUUCUAGAAAAAUUGCAGGAGAAGAGAGCUAAGAGCGGUGACGCGAAGAGCCACCAUUGCCCAGGUACCGAUUAGAGGUACGUGAUGGUAUAAUGUGGUUGGAUACUCCAUCUUCAUGCUGUUUGUGGUGCUGAAAUUAGAUUUUCCAGCUCUAUACAACAGGAUAGAUAACCAUAGCAGCAUUCGUGUAAGCAUUUGUGCAAAGGAUGAUAUCUGCAGAGAGAAACAAAAGAAUUUAGGGACAUAGCUGUUGUGAGAUAGUGUGUAGUAGAGAUUUGCAGCGGGAGUAUGUAUACGACACCAUAUUUUCACAGUAGCACAUUGAAUCUAUGAGGCAAGUCCUUGAAAUAGUGACCAGUUGGACUAGUCAUCAACAACUUUACUAUCGCGAUGUACCAUUGGACAUAGUUCUGAUACGAGAGACAGCAUGUCUAUGCGGUAUACAUUAUGCUGUGUAUGAUUGGGUUUGCUAACUAUUUGGGAUUUGGUAAGACCGUAGAUAAACACAGCCAGAAUCAAGGCAAAGCAUGAGAGGUGCUAUGCAAGUUACUCAUGAGUAGUUGAUUUGGUGCAACCCUUAGCCGUGAGAGGAUGGUUACUGGAUUUCGGCCAUGCCACCGCUUUUGCUUUGCCACACUUCAAAUAAAUGUUGGAUGAACAUA
Messenger RNA from Physcomitrium patens, 3996 nucleotides. RefSeq lists its product as uncharacterized. Gene Ontology annotation, cellular component: endoplasmic reticulum. Gene Ontology annotation, molecular function: lipid binding. NCBI's taxonomy places the organism in Eukaryota, Viridiplantae, Streptophyta, Bryopsida, Funariales, Funariaceae. The record is from RefSeq and is a predicted model, not a curated record.